AUGAAGAAUAAAAAGUCAAUAGAUUUUGGCAACCAAGAUUUGAAUUUGCAACAGAAUCAAUCAGAAGGUCUGGUCAAUAAGAUUUCUGACUUGUCAAAUCGACUUCCACAAGAUCCUCAAGAUAUACCCUUGGCUGAUCUUAAUCCAUCUAGAAUGUCUGAAUCGGAGUUGUUAACCGAAGACUAUGAGAGAGAAUCAGUGGAUGAAUACGUGAGGCUAUAUCAUCGAAAUAGAAAAGAAAGAUGGCUCUACAAGACAAAACUGUUUUUCCAAAAAUUGUGGAACGGCCCGGAAGAGCCUAGGGAUGAUUACGCACCCCGAAUAUCAAAGUUGGAGUUUCUUGAAGAACUACCGGUUAAAUUUAACCAAAAUAUACCAUUGUCAUAUAGAAGAAUCUUGCUAACUGUGUAUCUUUUAUUCUGGUUUGGGUUGUGCUACUCAAUCUUGAUCCCUUACUUGACAGUGCCUCCUUAUUCGUCUGAUGAAUCCACCACCCCACACAUUCAUAGUCUAACGUGUCUGUCACUGCGUGAAUUUUGGGACGGCAAAAAUGCCGCAUGCGGAUUGAAUGGAGAAUCGUGUCCUGAGAUUGCCAAACACAGUGGUGGCAAUGAUGUGGUGAUACGAUGUCCAGCCUUGUGUGAUCGUGGAAGCUGGACGUAUUCUUUGAUUCCAAUAGGUGAUCAAAGGAUCAAACAUAGAGGUUACUUUAUUGGUGGUGGUGAUAAAGUUGCUACUAAAAUUGACGAUACUCAACUUACAAAUCCGUAUCGAGCCGAUUCAUAUCCCUGUGGGGCAGCGGUGCAUGCUGGGCUAGUUUCGCCUUUUUGGGGUGGGUGUGCUCGCAUAUCACACAAUAGCAAAAAUCAACCUUUUUUUGAACCAGCCAAAGGUCAUUACGGUGUGGACGAUUCCAUUGGAUUUAAAUCAUUCUUUAAGCUGUCGUUUUAUUUCAAGAUAUUGAGAAUUAACGAGGAGACAUUCCACCAAUGCCAUGAUCCUCGAAUUGUGAUACUCAUCAUAAAUGUUCUUCUUGGACUUCCUAUUGUCUACCUUGCAAGUGGUGCUGCAGUGUAUUGGAUAAUAAAUGUAGUUGGCUUUUGGACUAUUUGCUUGGCCACUGAUCCACCAAUCGUUGUGGAUGCCUCAGAUCCGCAAGACUUUGCUAGCUUGAUUUCAAUCGGUUUGGAAAGGUUUCUACCCACGUGUUCCAUCUUGUAUAUUUUAUGGCAUUGUUCAGCCAAGAGAACUCUUUCGGAGCCCACAUCUUCUGAUGAAAAGAUGUCAUAUCUCAGUCGCGUUAUCCUAUGGUAUCCAUUGUUUUGGUUAGGCGUGUUAAACAACGUGAGUUUUGACAGACUCCCUGUUGAUCGACUUACAAUCAGCGACUUGAAAGAACAGUCGGGUGCACUUUUAGCGGUUUCAUCAAUUAUCCUCACUAUUUCUAUUUGUGCAGUCAUUCAGGCUUACAAGAUCUGGUUAUCCGGUCGGUUCCGCAAAUACUUAAUGGUUUAUUCAACAUUUGUAUUGGGAUUAGUUCUUUUGGCACAGUUGCCCGGUUUGAGUUUGAGAGUGCACCACUACAUUUUAGCUAUGCUUUUAAUUCCAGGUUGUGCAACAAGGGGCCGAACGGCUCUUUUAUUCCAAGGGAUUUUAUUGGGAUUGUUUCUUUCUGGAGCAUCGAGGUGGGGUUUGGCAGCAAUUGCCGAGACUAUUACCUCACUCAAAAGAGAUGAUCCAUUGGGUAAAAUUUUACCACCGACUUUCACUGCUUAUGACUCUAGCUCGGGAACUUUGCAGUGGCAACUUAUACCUGAUGGUGUGACAAACGUGGCAGCUUAUAAUAAGUACUCUUCAAUUUCGUUGUUGAUCAAUGACAUUGAGUAUUAUGUCUUAGACAAUGUUUCCUCGCUAGAUUUGAGAAGCAUUUUGAGCAAUGCUACUGCACCGAUCUAUGAUUUAGUUGAGGAAACACUUAAAAAUGGAAUCAAGGAUAGCAACGGGGAUAUCCCCUUGUAUAUUCGAAUUGGAAGGAAAAUACCAAAUACAAAGGUGUAUAGUGAUUUCUCAAAUGCGGCUGUUUUAAAAUGGCCCAGUGGAAACCUCACGUUACCGCUACCCGGAUUAACUUGA
Molecule: messenger RNA, 2133 nt
Organism: Lodderomyces parapsilosis
Lineage: Eukaryota; Fungi; Ascomycota; Pichiomycetes; Serinales; Debaryomycetaceae
Exons: 1
Coding region: 1-2133 (710 amino acids)
Source: RefSeq, a predicted model, not a curated record